Molecule: messenger RNA, 1570 nt
Organism: Melopsittacus undulatus (budgerigar)
Lineage: Eukaryota; Metazoa; Chordata; Aves; Psittaciformes; Psittaculidae
Gene: DDX39B
Product: DExD-box helicase 39B
Exons: 11
Coding region: 112-1398 (428 amino acids)
Biological process (GO): mRNA export from nucleus; mRNA splicing, via spliceosome
Molecular function (GO): ATP binding; RNA helicase activity; RNA binding
Source: RefSeq, a predicted model, not a curated record
GCGAUCUCCACGGGCACCCCCACCGUGGUGUCCUCCGAUUGGUCGGAGCCCGGCGGUGAAGCCGGAAGUGACGCCCAUCGCCCCGCCCACUCCCCCUCAGCCGCAGCCCCCAUGGCAGAGAACGACGUGGACAAUGAGCUGCUGGACUAUGAGGACGAUGAAGUGGAGAAUGCAGGGGGGGGGGAGGGGCCCGAGGCCCCCCCCAAGAAGGAGGUCAAAGGUUCCUACGUGUCCAUCCACAGCUCUGGGUUCAGGGACUUCCUGCUCAAGCCUGAGCUGCUGAGAGCUAUUGUGGACUGUGGCUUCGAGCACCCCUCCGAAGUGCAGCACGAGUGCAUCCCACAGGCCAUACUGGGCAUGGAUGUGCUGUGCCAGGCCAAGUCAGGCAUGGGCAAGACAGCCGUGUUCGUGCUGGCCACCCUGCAGCAGCUGGAGCCCGUCACCGGCCAGGUGUCGGUGCUGGUCAUGUGUCACACGCGGGAACUGGCCUUCCAGAUCAGCAAGGAGUACGAGCGCUUCUCCAAGUACAUGCCCAGUGUCAAGGUCUCAGUGUUCUUCGGGGGUCUCUCCAUCAAGAAGGACGAGGAGGUUCUCAAGAAGAACUGUCCCCACAUUGUGGUGGGGACCCCAGGCCGCAUCCUGGCCCUGGCGCGCAACAAGAGCCUCAACCUCAAGCACAUCAAACACUUCAUCCUGGACGAGUGCGACAAGAUGCUCGAGCAGCUUGACAUGCGCCGGGACGUCCAGGAGAUCUUCCGCAUGACCCCCCAUGAAAAGCAGGUCAUGAUGUUCAGCGCUACCCUGAGCAAGGACAUCCGGCCUGUCUGCCGCAAGUUCAUGCAAGACCCUAUGGAGAUCUUUGUGGACGAUGAGACCAAGCUGACCCUGCAUGGCCUGCAGCAAUACUAUGUCAAGCUUAAGGACAAUGAGAAGAACCGCAAGCUCUUCGACCUGCUCGAUGUCCUCGAGUUCAACCAGGUGGUGAUCUUUGUCAAGUCAGUGCAGCGCUGCAUUGCCCUGGCCCAGCUGCUGGUGGAGCAGAACUUCCCAGCUAUAGCCAUUCACCGUGGGAUGCCGCAGGAGGAGAGGCUCUCCCGGUACCAGCAGUUCAAGGACUUCCAGCGCCGGAUCCUGGUGGCCACCAACCUCUUUGGCCGCGGGAUGGACAUCGAGAGGGUCAACAUUGCCUUUAACUAUGACAUGCCCGAGGACUCGGACACCUACCUGCACCGGGUGGCGCGCGCCGGGCGCUUCGGCACCAAGGGCUUGGCCAUCACGUUCGUGUCGGACGAGAACGACGCCAAGAUCCUCAAUGAUGUUCAGGACAGGUUCGAGGUGAACAUCAGUGAGCUGCCCGACGAGAUCGACAUCUCCUCCUAUAUUGAACAGACCCGAUAAAGGCUCCGCCCCCUCCCCCCCCUUCCCCUCCCCCCUCCGGGGCCUUUUAUAGAAAAACCCGACGUGAAAAGACAAAAAAACCUGGAAAUUGCCCCAAAAUUUGGCCCCUCCCCCCCCGGCUGUACAAUUUUGGUUGGUUUUGGUAAUAAAGUCGCCUUAUAUGGGCAAGAAA